AUGGCUGAUAAGGUUAGAUACUAUCUUGAACAGUCCGUUCCAGAAUUAGAAGACCUCAAGAAGAAAGGUCUUUUCGACAAGAAUGAAAUCACCAUGAUAAUGAGAAGACGUACUGAUUUUGAGCAUCGUAUUCAAGGUCGUGGAAGUAAACCAAGAGAUUUCCUCAAAUAUGCCGAAUUCGAAUCAAAUCUUGAAAAAUUACGUAAGAAAAGAUACAAUAGAUUGAAUAAAGUUGGAUUAGUUGAUACUAAACCUAGUAUCAGUGAUUGGGCUGGAGUUCGUCGUAUUAUGUUUAUUUUUGAUCGUGCAACUAGAAGAUAUCCUGGAGAAACGGAAUUAUGGUCACAUUAUUUGAAGUUUGCUAAAAGCAAUGGUGCAAUUAAGGUGAUCUAUAAGGUAUACUCUCGUUUAUUGCAAUUACAACCGAGAAAUAUUGAUGCUUGGUUAUCUGCUGCCAAGUAUGAAUUUGAAGUGAAUGCAAAUGCUAAAGGUGCCAGACUUUUAUUUCAACGUGGUCUUAGAUUAAAUCCCGAAUCAUUAGAAUUAUGGUUAAGUUAUGCUCAAUUUGAGUUGACUUAUAUUUCCAAGUUAUUGGCAAGAAGAAAAGUUUUGGGAUUGCUUACUGAAAAGCAACAAAGAGAUGAGCAAGAAAGUGAACAAGCUAAAUUGGCUAAAGCAAUUACUGAAUCUGCUUUAGGUGACGGAGAUGCUGAAUUCAAUAAUGACAAGAUUGAGUUACCAAGUACUGAGGAAAUGAAAGAUCAAUUACAUCAUUUACCAGAAGCUGAUAUGAAUAUGUUAGGUAACCCAGAAACCAACCCUGCAUUGAAAGGUGAUGUCGCAUUAACAAUCUUUGAUCUUUGUAUUCCAAGUAUUCUUAAGACUAUUCCUAAGUAUUCCACUGUUAUCAAACCAGAAGACAAGGUCUUUGAGAUUGUGGAAAGGUUUUUAUCUAUUAUUGAUAAGUUUGAAGAUUUGAAUAGAGAUUACAUGUACAUGCAUAUAUUAAACUAUCUUCAAAGAGAAUAUUCAAGUGAUUUAAGAACCUUACUAAUUGAUAUCAUCUUACCAAUUAGAAAUGUCACUGUUGUAAGUGAAAAGUUGGCAGAAGCAUUACAAUUAUCAGUUAAUAAAUUUAUGGCCUACAAGUUAAAAUUAAAAGAUUUAUCAGAUAAGGAUACAUUAACAAAUAUGUUUGUGAAUCAACUUAACAACCAAUUCUUGAUCCAUGAAAGUCAUGAGCAUCAUUCUGAAAAGGUGGAUGCUUUAUUAAAGGCAAUUAUUAAAAAAUGUCGUACUACCUAA
Hemisphaericaspora subhashii is the source of this 1305-nucleotide messenger RNA. RefSeq names its product snoRNA-binding rRNA-processing protein. The transcript has a single exon. NCBI's taxonomy places the organism in Eukaryota, Fungi, Ascomycota, Pichiomycetes, Serinales, Debaryomycetaceae. Gene Ontology annotation, cellular component: small-subunit processome; Pwp2p-containing subcomplex of 90S preribosome. Gene Ontology annotation, molecular function: protein binding; snoRNA binding. Gene Ontology annotation, biological process: maturation of SSU-rRNA from tricistronic rRNA transcript (SSU-rRNA, 5.8S rRNA, LSU-rRNA). The record is from RefSeq and is a predicted model, not a curated record. Bases 1 to 1305 code for a protein of 434 amino acids.